Anoplopoma fimbria (sablefish) is the source of this 798-nucleotide messenger RNA. It is a transcript of the gene pnocb, whose product is annotated as prepronociceptin b. The record is from RefSeq and is a predicted model, not a curated record. Gene Ontology annotation, cellular component: neuronal cell body; plasma membrane; dendrite. Gene Ontology annotation, molecular function: opioid receptor binding. Lineage: Eukaryota; Metazoa; Chordata; Actinopteri; Perciformes; Anoplopomatidae. Gene Ontology annotation, biological process: chemical synaptic transmission; sensory perception; neuropeptide signaling pathway. The coding region runs from base 1 to 798 and encodes 265 amino acids. The transcript is spliced from 2 exons.
AUGAAGAUUCCUCUGUGGUACCUGGUGGUGCUGCUGGCGAGUCUCUUCACCCCUGGACGCGGCGACUGCCAGGGGGAAUGUGUGGCCUGCGGUGUGCUCCUGCAGCAACAGCAGCUGCAGCAAGCCUUCAACACCAUGGUGUGUUUGCUGGAGUGUGAGGGUCACGUCUCCUCUUCCCUCACAUGGGAGGUGUGUCAACGUGCCGUGAAGCUGUCGCGCCAUCCCGCAUUCUCUGAGGGGGGCGCUCUGUUCAAGAGGACGGGAGAGGAGCUGGAGCUGACCUCUCUCGAACUGAACUCUGACAGUGAGCUGCUGCAGUCGGCUGCCGCAGAGGACUACGCGGAGGGGGAGCGGGACGAGGCACCCUUUGAGCAGCGCAGUGUCCAGUAUGACUCAUCGCUGCUGGAAUCCUCUGAGGAGGGGGAGGGCCUGCGGGGCCCCGAUCUGAGUCUGGCAGACAGAGAGAGGAAGCCGAGGGAGGAGAGGAACGCGGGGAGCAACAGCCAGCGGGAAGGGCUUAGCGAGGACGAGGGUUCGGAGGCCGUCACCUUGUCAAAGCGCUUUGGCGGCUUCCAGAGGGGGCGCCACGGAUACAGGAAGCUCAUCAGCUCACCCAUGAGGCCCCUACAGAAGCGCUACGGCGGGUUCAUAGGCGUUCGGAAAUCUGCCCGCAAGUGGAACAGUCAGAAGCGGGUGAACCAGCUGCUCAGGCAGUACCUGGGCAUGAGGAGGAGCAGCCGCAGCGGCAGGUUCAACAACGCACCUGUAACUCGGGUUUGGAGGCAAAACCAACUGUAA